CCAGACUACAAUCUGCAGGAGACACGGGAGAGCGGUAGCGAUGUCGAAAUGAAAGUCAGCCAUUCUGAUCAAGCAUGGGGUGGGUUGGAAGCAUGGCAUGAGAUGUCCGUGGAAAUUUUUUUUUGUACCCUAUCGUCCGUGAACAUCUCACGCCAAUGUGAGCGAACGGAUCUGACCACUUGGGAUGGAUGCCCUACCUGUUUGUUGACACUGAAACAUACUUUGAGACAAUUUGCUGACCAGUGGAUUGACAUUUGACUUGAAGGGACUACAAGAAGUGUGGUCGCGUUACUCAUUGUCAUUCCAGGGAGCAAAAAGUACACCAAGAACCAAGAUAUUGGAUUUUACAUUUCCGAUGUACUCUUGUCCCCUCUUGGCUAAUUAAUCGAUUUGCUCUCCAUCGGACACAAAUAAAAUGACACUUGAGUUUGAGAUUUCAACCUGUCCCGAUGUUGUUCUUGUCCGCCAUAUAAUAAUCCAACACAAGGUUUAAAAGCAAAAAAGGAAGCAUCUUUUCGCACUAGUUCCUUGGCGAAGCAAUAGUCUGGCAGAAUCAAAAAUGUAACUUUUUGAAAAAAAACAAGGCCCCCCCCCCGCAUUGAAAAAAAUGGCGGGAAAUUCAAACUUUGCUAUUUAUUUUUUAUUUGCGACUCUUGGUUAUGUCAAAUUGUAAAAUGCAUAAAACUUUUCAUUUCUGUUUUUUCAUCUCUUUUCACCAACCAUUUGAUUUGUUGCACCUGGUGUAUUUUUCUCUCAUGUUGCUAAUCUAUAGUCACGAAUAAUGGCAAGUGGUAGCAAUGACCGAUUGAUGAAAACACCAAAUCGCAACAGGGGUCGUCUAGUUCAAGAAAUGUGCCGCCUAAAUUACUUGCCAAUUUACGUCCAAACCCCGAUGAUGUCCUGGCUCUACCUCUAUCAAGCUUAAAGUUCAAUCACCUCCAAGCAAAAAGCAAAAAGGUAUGCAGUCGGUGGUCAGUGGUCAAGGGGGCUCUUAGGCUCUUAGGCUCUUAGGCUCUUCUGGGCUCUUUGGGGGCCUUCUCUUCUCUCCACCAGUCGCCGUUGGAAACCAGUUUGUACCCUGAAUGGAAAAAAUAGAAAUGCUCACCUCAGUCGGACCUGAUGUUUGUCUAUGGGUAUCAGGGUCUUAAACCCUUCUUGGAUCCAACUUGGGCUCGAUGUCAUGGACCGGUUUUUAAGUGGGUCAGCGAAUUCCUUAUCCCCAUAAUCGCGUCGGAUCAACGCCCUCGACCUCGCGUCCCGAGGAACUCCACGUUUCAGUUUGCGUUUGGAUCAAAUCCCAACAGGAUCGAUCUCAUCUUACUACCUCAAGAUGGGUGGAAAAUCCUUAGUGUUUGUUUUAAUGAGUGCCUCACUCUUGAUCGGGGUUCAGAGUAUGGCGGCCUCGCGUCUUGCCCGAGUAUUCUCCCCUUUGAAUGUGGUUCAGUUUCCCAAUGAUCCUUGUUCUAGCACGGGCGGUGCCAACAACGGCACGUGCUACACUCAAGGCGAGUGCACCAGCCGCAAGGGCGUGGCAUCUGGGACGUGUGCUGGGGGCUUCGGAGUGUGUUGCGUGUUUGUGGGUGGAUGUGGUACCAUGGUGCGAGAGAACUCGACCUAUUUCCAGGGUGAUGCCACCACCAUGGCCGGAGGGUGUUCCUACCAAGUCUGUCCAGUAUCCAAUGACAUUUGCCAAAUAAGGCUGGACUUCAUAAUGUUCAAUAUUGCUGGUCCGGACGUGAGCACGACGACCACAUUCUCGACGCUGAAUGGCAAUGCAGUGGAAAUGGGGGGUGCAGCCUCCAAUAUGGCGUCUAAUUGCAUAACGGACUCCUUCUCUGCCACUGACGGAAGUGGGAUGGGCUCAAACGUCAUUUGCGGCGACAACACUGGUCAACAUAUGUACCUUUCCGCUGAGGGUGGCUGUGUCAAGUUGAUGUUCCAAUUCGGUAGUAUGGCCAUGGGUAUGGGCACGGCCAUGGCCAUGAGGAUGUGGAAGAUCAAGGUGAGCCAAAUCAGCUGCCAAUCUGAGCUCCUGGCUCCUCAAGGGUGCACUCAGUACAUUACCAAUCCUCUGGGAAUGGGUAUGGUGCAAACCUUCAACUUCAACGGAGGACAGCAUUUGGCCAAUCAGAACCAAAACAUUUGCAUCCGCAGAGAGGGCGUCAACUGCAGGUUGUGUUUCUCAUCGGUUGCCGCGACGGACUUCGCGGUUUCAGGACUCUCUACAAAAACGAUGGGAUCAACCAAGGGUUGUUGCGGAUACGGAGCCACGGGCACUGGUGUUAAUGGCAAAGACUGUGUCACCAUUCCCGGAGCGAAAAACGCUGCGGGUUUAUUUGUCUCGCCCAAAUUCUGUGGUCGAGGUGGUUUAGUCACAGUCGACAUGAUGGCUGCAGCUUCUGUGUGCACCACCACUAUUCCCUUUUCCGUUCGGUUUAUUUCGGAUGACUUCGAAUUUGCAGGCGCCAUAAACGAGGCUACUGUUAUGGACAAGGGCUUCAAACUCAGCUACAUGCAAGAUGCGGUGAUGUGCGUUUAAGAUACGCGAUUACUAUUGCCACAACGACUUUAACUACUUCUCUUGCCGCUUCCGUUCCUUGUUUUUGGCAUAUUAUCGUUGCCAUAUGAAUAAACAAUAAUGCUGGUUA
Tigriopus californicus is the source of this 2648-nucleotide messenger RNA. RefSeq lists its product as uncharacterized. The record is from RefSeq and is a predicted model, not a curated record. The coding region runs from base 1331 to 2539 and encodes 402 amino acids. NCBI's taxonomy places the organism in Eukaryota, Metazoa, Arthropoda, Copepoda, Harpacticoida, Harpacticidae. The transcript has 10 exons.